Otolemur garnettii (small-eared galago) is the source of this 6594-nucleotide messenger RNA. RefSeq names its product methyl-CpG binding domain protein 5 (gene MBD5). Lineage: Eukaryota; Metazoa; Chordata; Mammalia; Primates; Galagidae. Bases 1559 to 6058 code for a protein of 1499 amino acids. Gene Ontology annotation, molecular function: DNA binding; chromatin binding. The record is from RefSeq and is a predicted model, not a curated record. Gene Ontology annotation, cellular component: chromocenter; nucleus. The transcript is spliced from 14 exons.
UCUACCCGAGCCCCCCCUCCCCCCCCAAGCAGAGAGACCCCAGCAGCAGCAGCAGCUGAUGAUGAAGAGAGAGGCAGUGGCAGAGGGGGGGCAUCUUUUAUUUCUAUUUUUAAAGGGACAGGACACUAAUUCUACCCCACUUCAACCUUGAAUUGAGGGGGGUGGGGGGAAGGUGGCUGAGUUCCUUCCCCCACCCUCCAGCCCUGAGCCCUGAGAGGGGGAUUGAGCCUGAGAGAAGGAGAAGGAGUUUCUUCUUCUUCGAAAACCUCCAUCCACGACUCCUACCCCCUCACCCCUCCAACUCGCCUCCCUCCCGAGCCCCCUCCACCCUCCUCCUCUUUGGCCGUGAGACGAGGAGAGAAAGAGACCAAAAGCCUCUUAGCAACACAGACCCUUUGCUGCUGUUGCUGCUGCUACUGCUGCUGCUGCUGCUGCUGCUGCUGGUGCUGCUGCUGCUACUGCUAGUGCUGCUGCUUGGCCCUGGCUGGAGACAUCUCACUACACCCAGGAGCAGCCACUUCCCCAGCUCUCCUCCUCCUCCUUCGCCGUCUCCUCCUCCACUCCCCCCCCCCCUUUAUUACCCUUUGUGUCAUCCUCCACAGCUCCAGGGAAGGCACUCAAAAGUGGGGGGCAGGAAAGAUGUACAUUAAAGAUGUCAGCUUUUACAUGUGGGAAGUAGAUAUUGAAGGUUUUGUGGUUUACAGACAAGAUCUUUAGAAGUGACACUCAAGGACCAAGGAAAUAAUACCAGAAACCAAGAGCACAGAAUAUUUUCCUUCAUCAAUUCAUAGAACCUUGAUGCUUCUCUAGUUCCAUCAAACACAGAGGAAUGUCCACCUUGGCAGAUGGCAACAGAGGACGUCAACAAUUUUGUGGAGAGAGCAGAGGUAAUCCCUUAUAGGGACUUAUAAAGGCUAGAGCAUCUGGAGAUUUACUGCCUCCAUUGCACUGCUGGAUCUCACACAACAUUUGUUAUGUUUUCAUCACUUCUCUCCAGAAGGAUACAUUAUUGGAAUUUUGAAGUCAUGAAAACAUCAGAUGAACCAACGUGCAACACUUUGGAUUCAGAGUGGAAGAUAAAGAGAAAGUUUAAAGAAUGUGGCCUAUAAAGGCGGGUAGUACCUGGAAAUAUUAACCGACUCACACUGUAAAAAUGAGAGGUUUCUAAAUAAUAGAAGUUGUUUUAGUCCAACAUCAAGGUUCAAGACAAAAUGUUGAACUAAAAACUUUAUCCUGCUCCCUUCUCCACUUCAGUCAGGUACCAGCAUUGAUGAAUUAUGAUUUUCCUUAGUUGGAAGCACUCAUUUUUAUCCAUGUAGACCAUCCUUAGGAAUUAAAUAUUGGUUAUUUAAUGUAAUUAUAAUGGGAAACUGAUUUUUUUACAAUGGCAGAUUUCAAGGACUUGGUUCCAAACUGAACCGAAGCUUCCCUGUGCAUUUUGUACAGUCUGGAAAAAACUGUGCUGCACUGGCCCAUUUUUGAAGGCCAUCAUGCUCUGUAAUAUAAGGAUAUCAUCUUAUUGCUGAUAUCUUUGGAGAGUCCCAAGCAGACACAGAAAAUGAAUGGAGGCAAGGAGUGUGACGGAGGGGACAAGGAAGGAGGCCUUCCAGCUAUACAAGUUCCUGUGGGUUGGCAGCGUCGCGUGGAUCAAAAUGGAGUGCUUUAUGUCAGUCCCAGUGGGUCUUUGUUAUCUUGCUUGGAGCAGGUUAAAACAUACCUGCUUACUGAUGGAACUUGCAAGUGUGGCUUGGAAUGUCCUCUUAUUCUUCCCAAGGUGUUUAAUUUUGAUCCUGGAGCUGCUGUGAAACAGAGAACUGCAGAAGAUGUUAAGGCAGAUGAAGAUGUCACAAAGCUAUGCAUACAUAAAAGAAAAAUCAUUGCCGUGGCGACACUUCAUAAAAGCAUGGAAGCCCCACAUCCUUCUCUGGUGCUCACCAGUCCCGGAGGAGGAACAAAUGCAACUCCAGUAGUACCUUCACGGGCAGCAACUCCAAGAUCCAUAAGAAAUAAGUCUCAUGAAGGAAUUACAAAUUCUGUAAUGCCUGAAUGUAAGAAUCCUUUCAAAUUAAUGAUUGGAUCGUCAAAUGCCAUGGGAAGGCUAUGUGUACAAGAAUUGCCUGUAAGCCAACAACAAGAACUCCACCCCGUCUACCCCCGGCAGAGAUUGGGCAGCAGUGAACACGGACAGAAAUCUCCAUUUCGCGGCAGCCAUGGAGGCCUGCCCAGCCCAGCAUCAUCAGGUUCCCAGAUUUAUGGGGAUGGUUCAAUAUCUCCAAGGACUGACCCACUUGGAAGUCCUGAUGUUUUCACAAGAAAUAAUCCUGGUUUUCAUGGAGCUCCCAAUUCUAGUCCUAUUCACCUGAAUAGGACUCCUCUCUCUCCACCUUCAGUAAUGCUACAUGGUUCUCCUGUACAGUCGUCCUGUGCAAUGGCUGGAAGGACUAAUAUACCUCUUUCCCCAACCUUGACUACAAAGAGUCCAGUAAUGAAAAAACCAAUGUGUAAUUUUUCAACUAAUAUGGAAAUACCACGAGCAAUGUUUCACCACAAACCACCCCAAGGCCCACCUCCCCUUCCUCCACCUUCUUGUGCUCUUCAGAAAAAGCCAUUAACAUCUGAGAAAGAUCCACUUGGCAUUCUUGACCCUAUUCCUAGUAAACCAGUGAAUCAAAACCCUGUUAUCAUUAAUCCAACCAGUUUCCAUUCAAACGUCCACUCUCAGGUACCUGUGAUGAAUGUAAGCAUGCCUCCUGCUGUUGUUCCUUUGCCAAGUAAUCUCCCUUUGCCAACCGUAAAACCCGGUCACAUGAAUCAUGGGAGUCAUGUACAAAGAGUACAGCAUUCAGCUUCAACCUCCCUGUCCCCUUCUCCAGUGACAUCCCCAGUGCACAUGAUGGGGACUGGAAUUGGAAGGAUUGAGGCAUCGCCCCAAAGAUCACGCUCAUCUUCCACAUCAUCAGAUCAUGGGAACUUUAUGAUGCCACCUAUAGGACCCCAGGCCACUUGUAGUGGUAUUAAGGUUCCACCCAGGUCACCAAGGUCAACAAUAGGGUCCCCAAGGCCAUCAGUGCCAUCAAGCCCUUCUACCAAGUCCGAUGGACAUCAUCAGUACAAGGAUAUCCCUAACCCGUUAAUUGCUGGAAUGAAUAAUGUACUAAGUACCCCAAGCAGUGCAGCGUUUCCUGCUGCAUCUGCCGGAAGUGGUUCUGUAAAGAGUCAGCCUGGUUUGCUGGGAAUGCCUUUAAAUCAGAUCUUGAACCAGCACAAUGCUGCCUCCUUUCCAGCAAGUAGUUUACUCUCAGCAGCAGCCAAAGCACAGCUAGCAAAUCAAAACAAACUUGCUGGUAACAACAGUAGCAGCAGUAGCAAUUCUGGAGCUGUUGCCGGCAGUGGCAACACUGAAGGACAUAGCACUUUAAACACCAUGUUCCCUCCUACUGCCAACAUGCUUCUCCCAUCAGGUGAAGGGCAAAGUGGUCGAGCAGCACUAAGAGAUAAGCUGAUGUCUCAGCAAAAAGACUCAUUGCGGAAAAGAAAACAGCCACCUCCCACAGUGUUGGGUUUGCUCAGACAGUCUCAAAUGGAUAGUUCUGCAGUUCCUAAACCUGGACCCGACUUGCUAAGGAAGCAGGGUCAGGGUUCAUUCCCCAUCAGUUCAAUGUCUCAGUUACUACAGUCUAUGAGUUGUCAAAGCUCUCACUUGAGUAGCAAUAGUACCCCGGGUUGUGGGGGCUCAAAUACUGCUUUGCCUUGCUCUGCUAACCAGCUGCAUUUUACAGAUCCCAGUAUGAACGCCAGUGUUCUUCAGAAUUCACUGACACAGAACAUACCGUUAAGAGGGGAAGCCGUGCACUGCCACAAUGCAAACACUAACUUUGUUCACAGUAACAGUCCAGUCCCCAACCACCAUCUUGCAGGUUUAAUAAAUCAGAUUCAGGCUAGCGGGAACUGUGGGAUGCUCAGUCAGUCGGGCAUGGCUUUAGGAAAUUCAUUACAUCCCAAUCCACCUCAGUCAAGAAUCUCAACGUCCUCCACUCCAGUGAUACCAAACAGCAUUGUUAGCAGCUAUAAUCAAACAAGUUCUGAAGCAGGAGGUUCAGGACCAUCAUCCUCCAUAUCCAUAGCGGGCACCAACCACCCUGCCAUCACAAAGACAACGUCUGUUCUUCAAGAUGGCGUCAUAGUUACCACCGCAGCUGGAAACCCACUGCAGAGUCAGCUGCCCAUUGGGAGUGAUUUUCCUUUUGUUGGCCAGGAGCACGCACUUCAUUUUCCAUCCAACAGCACUUCAAACAACCAUCUACCACACCCCUUGAACCCCAGCCUCCUCAGUUCUCUACCUAUCUCUUUGCCAGUGAAUCAACAGCAUCUCCUAAACCAGAAUCUAUUAAAUAUCCUCCAGCCUUCAGCAGGAGAAGGUGAUAUGUCAUCAAUAAACAGUACUUUGAAUAACCAUCAACUGACUCAUCUACAAUCGCUGUUAAACAACAAUCAGAUGUUUCCUCCAAAUCAGCAACAGCAGCAACUUCUCCAGGGGUACCAGAAUCUCCAGGCAUUCCAAGGACAGUCCACAAUUCCUUGCCCAGCUAACAAUAACCCCAUGGCUUGUCUGUUUCAGAACUUUCAGGUGAGAAUGCAGGAAGAUGCAGCUCUCCUGAACAAAAGAAUAAGCACUCAGCCAGGGCUCACAGCACUUCCCGAGAAUCCAAACCCUACACUUCCACCUUUCCAAGAUACACCUUGUGAGUUGCAACCAAGGAUUGACCCAUCUCUUGGUCAGCAGGUGAAGGAUGGCCUCGUCGUGGGUGGCCAAGGCGAUCCUUCCGUAGAUGCCAUUUACAAAGCAGUUGUCGAUGCAGCCAGCAAAGGAAUGCAGGUUGUCAUCACCACUGCAGUCAACAGUACAACUCAGAUCAGCCCCAUUCCAGCUCUGAGUGCCAUGAGUGCCUUCACUGCCUCGAUUGGUGACCCAUUAAAUCUCUCCAGUGCUGUCAGUGCGGUCAUUCAUGGACGAAACAUGGGAGGUGUUGAUCAUGACGGCAGGCUGAGGAAUGCAAGAGGGGCUCGGCUGCCCAAGAAUUUAGACCAUGGGAAAAACUUAAACGAAGGAGAUGGGUUUGAAUAUUUCAAGUCAGCAACUUGCCACACGUCCAAAAAACAGUGGGAUGGGGAACAAAGCCCCAGAGGGGAGCGAAACAGGUGGAAGUACGAGGAAUUUUUAGAUCAUCCAGGCCAUAUCCACAAUAGUCCUUGCCAUGAAAGAUCCAACAAUGUCUCUACACUGCCAUUUCUGCCUGGGGAACAGCACCCAAUACUGUUACCACCAAGAAAUUGUCAAGGGGAUAAAAUUCUUGAGGAAAGCUUCAGGUAUAAUAACUACAAAAGAACUAUGAUGAGUUUUAAGGAGAGACUAGAGAACACUGUGGAAAGAUGUGCACACAUUAAUGGGAAUAGGCCUCGGCAGAGUCGGGGGUUUGGAGAGCUACUGAGCACGGCAAAGCAAGACCUGGUCCUAGAGGAGCAGUCUCCGAGUUCCUCAAAUAGUUUGGAAAGUUCCCUCGUCAAAGACUACAUCCAUUACAAUGGAGACUUUAAUGCCAAAAGCAUUAAUGGGUGUGUGCCUAGCCCUUCAGAUGCUAAAAGCAUUAGUAGUGAAGAUGACCUAAGGAAUCCAGAUUCCCCCUCUUCAAAUGAGUUGAUACAUUAUAGACCAAGGACGUUCAAUGUUGGCGACUUGGUCUGGGGCCAAAUCAAAGGACUGACUUCCUGGCCUGGAAAAUUAGUAAGAGAAGACGACGUCCACAAUUCAUGUCAACAAAGCCCCGAGGAAGGGAAGGUGGAGCCCGAGAAGUUGAGGACACUAACAGAAGGUUUGGAAGCCUACAGCCGAGUCCGGAAAAGAAACAGAAAAAGUGGAAAGCUAAAUAACCAUUUAGAAGCUGCUAUUCAUGAGGCCAUGAGUGAACUGGACAAAAUGUCUGGGACUGUACACCAAAUCCCACAGGGAGACAGACAGAUGAGACCCCCCAAACCCAAGAGGAGGAAGAUCUCCAGAUAACAGAGACUACUCCACUGAUGCGCAGUGUUUAUUAAAGGAACAUGCACAGAUGUAUCUGUAUAGAGGUAUUGAUAUAGCCACUGUUAUAUCAAUAUUUAAACUAUGGCAGAUAGCUACCACCACCACAGGGUGCUAAAAGAAAGAGUGAUAGAAAACUUUCUGAUCAGGAAGGAUAAUGAAUGCAGGAAAAAUGAAUCAAAAUCCCUGUAUGAUGAGAGUCAUAAAUGGUCCAGAGAUUACUGAGAAACUGUUUUUCUAUAAAAUUAAAAUUGUGAUUAUAAGAAAUAGUCCAAAUGUUUCUGAAGACUUUUCAAUGUUGUAUAUAGAAAUUACAGAAUUUCAUGGUGAUAUCAGAAAUGUAAAUAUUGUACAAUAUUGUCAUGUACAAGCGUACCUAAUGCACACUUUAUCUUUUAUUGUACAAAGAAAUAGUGUACAAAAUUCUUUGGUUUCUAUGGAGUACACCUACCAGAGACUACCAGUGUAAAGUGAUAAAUAAAAAUACAACCUAAAUGCUUUUCUAUGAUAAUGUAAAA